AUGGAUGUUCUUCCUUGUAAUGGUGUUCAGUAUGUUGGAGAAUCUGAUUGUGCUAGACAGAGUUCGGGGACAGAUUUUACUUAUAAUGGAGAAUCUAGUGGUUUUAAACGUGUAGAACAAGUUGAAAUGAAUGAUGGCAGAGUGAAUGAGUUAUUGCUAAAUGUAGAAGAGUCCCGUAUAGAAAGACAAAGUGAGGGCCAACUGACAGUGGAUGAAUUUCCUAACUCUGAAGGUGGAGCUUCAUAUUCUGAUUGUCAUGUAGAGAGCCAAAGGUUAUCUUGCGAUUCCCAGGAUUUUGAAGAAGAUGACAUAAAUGUACAGAAUUAUUGCAUAGAACCCUGUGCAGCCUUUGAAAACUCUAAUUUAAUUGUUGACACCAUUGAAAGUGAACCAAACGACUGUAAGUAUGGAGAGCCAUCUCUUCCGGAGCCUCAGUGGCUAGAACAUGAUGAAUCUGUGGCACUAUGGGUCAAGUGGAGAGGGAAGUGGCAGGCAGGAAUCAGAUGUGCACGGGCGGACUGGCCAUUGUCAACUUUGAGAGCCAAACCAACUCAUGAUCGAAAGCAGUAUUUUGUGAUAUUUUUUCCGCACACCAGGAAUUAUUCCUGGGCAGAUAUGCUGCUUGUCCAACCUAUCAAUGAAUUUCCAGAGCCUAUUGCAUAUAAGACUCACAAAAUCGGACUAAAAUUGGUUAAAGAUUUGAGUGUUGCACGACGAUUUAUAAUGAAAAAGCUGGCUGUUGCCAUGCUGAAUAUUGUUGAUCAGUUUCAUUCUGAGGCUUUAAUAGACACAGCUCGUGAUGUGAUGGUCUGGAAGGAAUUUGCCAUGGAGGCUUCACGAUGUAGUGGUUAUUCUGACCUUGGAAGAAUGCUUCUGAAACUUCAAAAGAUGAUAUUACAACGGUACAUAAAUUCUGAUUGGCUGCAGCAUUCUUUUCAAUCCUGGUUACAACAGUGUCAGGUUGCAUGUAGUGCUGAAUCCAUAGAUUUGCUUCGGGAGGAAUUGUCCAAUUCUAUCCUAUGGGAUGAAAUUGACUCUCUCCGGGAUGCACCAGUGCAAUCGACUUUGGGAUCUGAGUGGAAAACCUGGAAGCAUGAAGCUAUGAAGUGGUUCUCAAUCUCUCACCUUGCAACAAGUGGUGGAGAUAUGGAGCAGCAGAAUUGUGACAGUCUCUCCCCAACCAUUAGUCUUCAAGCUAGCAGGAAGAGGCCAAAGCUUGAAGUUCGUCGUGCAGAGACACAUGCUUCCCAGGUGGAGAUUAGCAGUCCACUUCAAACUACGACUGUUGAAAUUGACUCUGAGUUUUUCAAUAAUCGAGAUCCUGUCAAUGCUCAUACUUUAGAAUCAGAGCUUUCUAAAGAGGAUGAUUUUAGGGAGGUAGCUGCACCUAUAGAGUCACCUUGUAGCGUGGCUGAUAGAUGGGAUGAAAUUGUAGUUGAAGCAGAAAAUUCUGAGCUUGUACCAACCAAAGGUGUAGAAAUUACUCCCGUUAAUGAACUUUUGGGUAAGAAAAGCAGGGACCUUGGGAGUAAGAAUCGCCAGUGCAUGGCUUUUAUUGAAUCUAAGGGAAGGCAGUGUGUGAGGUGGGCAAAUGAUGGUGAUGUUUAUUGUUGUGUGCAUUUGGCCUCUCGUUUUGCUGGAAGCUCCACAAGAGGAGAGGCAAGUCCUCUUAGUCACAGUCCAUUGUGUGAAGGUACCACUGUUCUUGGUACUCGAUGCAAGCAUCGGUCUCUACCAGGUUCUGCAUUCUGUAAGAAACACAGACCCCGGCUUGAUGCAGAGAAGACCUCAAAUUCGCCAGAGAAUCCCCUGAAGAGAAAACAUGAAGAGAUCUUUCCCAGUUCAGACACCACAUAUUGCAAGGAGAUAGUAUUGGCUGGACAAGUUGAAAAUCCCCUUCAAGUGGAACCUGUCUCAAUAAUGGAUGGUGAUGCCUUUUAUCGAAGGAACAGCUUACCUGAGAAGCUUGAGCAUCCUGGCCAUGAUUGCAAUAGCUCUGAGAUGCUACACUGCAUAGGCUCAAUCGUCCUUGAUGGUAGUGUCCCUUGUCCUGAGAGUCCGAAGCGCUAUUCGCUGUACUGUGAUAAACACAUUCCUAGUUGGCUCAAGCGUGCUAGAAAUGGUAAAAGUAGGAUAAUAUCAAAAGAAGUGUUUAUAGAUCUUUUGAAGGAUUGUAGCUCCUCACAGCAGAAAUUGCAUUUACAUCAAGCAUGUGAGCUUUUCUACAAGCUUUUCAAAAGUAUUUUCUCUCUAAGAAACCCAGUUCCUAUGGAGGUUCAACUUCAGUGGGCCCUCUCUGAAGCUUCUAAAGAUUUCAAUGUUGGGGAACUCUUGUUGAAGUUGGUUUUCACUGAAAAGGAGAGACUCAGAAGGUUAUGGGGCUUUGCUGUGGAGGAAGAUUUACAAGUUUCGUCCCCUGUCUUGAAUGAAGCAGCAAGUUUGCCAUUGGCUAUUGAUGGUAACCAUGAUGAUGAAAAAUCUAUUAGGUGCAAAAUUUGCUCAAAGGAGUUUCUCGAUGAUAAAGAGCUUGGUGACCACUGGAUGGACAAUCAUAAAAAGGAAGCACAGUGGCAUUUCAGAGGUCAUGCUUGUGCCAUCUGCCUGGAUUCUUUUACUAACAGAAAAGGUUUGGAAACCCAUGUGCAGGAGAGACACCACGUGGAAUUUGUUGAACAGUGCAUGCUUCUCCGGUGCAUUCCUUGUGGCAGCCACUUUGGGAAUACUGAGCAGUUAUGGUUGCAUGUCCUCUCUGUUCACCCUGCUGAUUUUAGGCUGCCAAAAGGGGCUCAGCAGCUUAAUCCCUCUAUGGUUGAGGAGAAAGAGGAUUCUUUGCAGAAACUUGAGCUACAAAAUGCAGCAUCAAUGGAAAAUAACUCUGAGAAUUUCAGUGGUGUAAGAAAGUACAUUUGCAAGUUCUGUGGCCUGAAGUUUGAUUUGCUACCUGAUCUUGGCCGCCACCAUCAGGCCGCUCAUAUGGGACCAAAUCUAUUCAGCUCUCGGCCCCCAAAGAGAGGUGUUCGAUAUUAUGCUUAUAGAUUAAAAUCUGGAAGACUUAGCCGUCCUAGAUUUAAGAAAGGUCUGGGGGCAGCAACAUAUAGCAGCAUCAGGAACAGGGUGACUGCUGGUCUGAAGAAACGUAUCCAGGCAUCAAAGUCACUUAGCAGUGAGGGACUAAGCAUGCAGUCUAAUUUAACUGAGGUAGGGACUCUUGGUAGAUUAGCAGAAUCUCAAUGCUCAGCAGUUGCAAAGAUAUUGUUUUCUGAGGUUCAGAAAACAAAACCUCGGCCUAAUAACCUUGAUAUCUUAGCUAUUGCACGCUCUGCUUGCUGCAAGGUGAGCCUAAAAGCAUCACUGGAGGGGAAAUAUGGAGUGUUGCCAGAACGCUUUUAUUUGAAAGCAGCCAAGCUCUGCAGUGAGCAUAACAUUCAAGUACAGUGGCACCAGGAGGAAUUUAUUUGUUCCAGAGGAUGUAAGAGUUUUAAGGACCCAGGAUUAUUCUCACCCUUGAUGGCUCUUCCAAAUGGUUUUAUGGGGAAACAAAUGAUACAUUCAUCUGAUCCUGUAAACAGUGAGUGGGAGGUUGAUGAGUGCCACUAUGUUAUCGAUGCGCAUGAUGUUAGCGAGGGGCCUAAGCAAAAGGCUACUGUGCUGUGUACUGACAUAAGCUUUGGGAAGGAACCAAUACCAGUGGCAUGUGUUGUAGAUGAAGAUCUCCUGGAUUCCAUCCAUGUCUUGGCAGAUGGUUCUGAUGGUCAAAUCAGUAAAUUCCCCAAGCCCUGGGAAAAUUUUACCUAUGUAACAGGGCCAUUGCUUGAUCAAUCCGAUAGUCUGGACAUUGAGAGUUUGCAACUGGGGUGUUCUUGCCAAUAUUCAGUGUGCUGUCCUGAAACAUGUGAUCAUGUUUAUCUCUUUGAUAAUGACUAUGAAGAUGCGAAAGACAUAUAUGGGAAUUCCAUGCUUGGCAGAUUCCCAUAUGACGAUAAAGGGCGGAUUGUGUUGGAGGAGGGUUACCUUGUUUAUGAGUGCAAUAGCAUGUGCAGCUGCAAUAAAACUUGCCCAAAUAGAGUUUUGCAGAAUGGAAUACGAGUGAAAUUAGAAGUCUUCAAAACAGAUAAUAAGGGUUGGGCGGUCAGGGCAGUUGAGCCAAUCCUACGUGGUACAUUUAUAUGCGAGUACAUUGGGGAGGUUUUAGAUGAACAGGAGGCAAACAAUAGGCGUGAGAGGUAUGGUAAUGAAAGUUGCAGCUAUAUGUAUAAAAUUGAUGCUCAUACCAAUGAUAUGAGCAGAAUGGUUGAGGGAGAGGCCCAUUAUUUUAUUGAUGCCACAAAGAAUGGGAAUGUUUCACGGUUCAUCAACCACAGCUGCAUGCCAAACCUUGUGAGCCACCAAGUUCUGGUUAACAGCAUGGAUUCUCAGCGCACUCAUAUUGGCCUUUAUGCAAGUCGGGAUAUAGCUUUUGGUGAAGAACUGACUCACAACUAUUGCUACGAGCUGCUGCCCGGAGAAGGCCAUCCUUGCCAUUGUGGAGCUUCAAAAUGCCGAGGUCGCUUGUAUUAA
Molecule: messenger RNA, 4557 nt
Organism: Dovyalis caffra
Lineage: Eukaryota; Viridiplantae; Streptophyta; Magnoliopsida; Malpighiales; Salicaceae
Source: the annotation of a GenBank genome assembly